This is a messenger RNA of Meloidogyne enterolobii, 522 nucleotides long. The record is from the annotation of a GenBank genome assembly. Lineage: Eukaryota; Metazoa; Nematoda; Chromadorea; Rhabditida; Meloidogynidae.
AUGAAGCUACUUGAAAUGUUGAUUAUUCCAAGGAAAUUUAAAUUUUGGUUUGGUGCUUUUUCUUGUUUUAUUAUUUGUACUUUAUCUUUAGACGAAGGAAUUUUCUUCCAGAUCUCAGAACCGGAAAACCUUGCCUAUCUUUAUCAGGAUGCAAGUAUGACAUAUUCUGAUCCACCAGAAGGAUGUGAAGAACUUAGUUCAAAUUAUGGAGAAGUUAUUCUUUUAGAGAGAGGUGGAUGCCCUUUUAUUGAUAAAGUCUUAAAUGCCCAAAAAGCUGGCGCCAAAAUUGCAAUAAUUACUGAUUCUGAAGUUGGGAGUGAUGAUUUUAUUGAUAUGGUUAGCGAUGAUACAAAUAGAAAGGCAAAUAUCUCAUGUGCUUGGUUGCCUGGAAAUUCUGGAAGGCGUAUUAGGCAAUAUUUAUUGUAUACAAAUCCUUCUAUAAAUAUUGAUAUCCCUUUAAACUACACAAACAAACCAUUGAGGGACACGUAUUCAUCGAAACCGCAUUGGUAUAAUUUUUAA